AUGUCUACUGUCAAUAAAGCUAAAGUCACACAGCCUAAGUGGAACUCACCGGUCAAGAAAAAUGCCACUGAAAAUGGUGAACCAGUUUUGAAGUUAUACAACUCUUUAACAAGAACAAAAACUGAAUUUCAACCUAUUGAAGGAAAGAAUGUCAAAUGGUAUUCAUGUGGUCCUACAGUCUAUGAUUCAAGUCAUAUGGGUCAUGCUAGAAACUAUGUUACAAUCGAUAUCAAUAGAAGAAUCUUACAAGAUUAUUUUGGGUAUAAUAUCAAAUUCGUUCAAAAUGUUACAGAUAUUGAUGACAAAAUCAUCAUUAGAGCUAGAGUCAACUAUUUGUUUGAUGAAUUCAAAAAGCAAUACUCUGGUGAAUCAACUGUUAAUGAAUCAGUUUUGAGUAAGAGUAAAGAUGCAUGGAGUAAAUUCAUUACUAAAAACUUAUCAGAAGCUCCAAGUUCAGAAUCGGACUUUAUUACUUGGUCAGAAUCAGUUAAUGUUACUGAAAAGCAAGUUCAAGAACCAAAAUUCCCAAUGCAUUUGAAAUCAGCCAAAACUGCAUUAUCAGCUAUCCAAAAUUAUAAAACAAUUCCAAAAGAUGAAUUUUUCGAAAAUAUUAAAGAUGUUCUUGUACCAGUUUUGGAUGAAGAAUUAGGUCAUACUAUAAAUGAUCCAGAAAUCUUUAAAGCUACUCCAGCAUUUUGGGAAAAGAAAUAUAAUGAAGAUAUGGUUGCUUUAAAUGUUUUACCACCAACUAUUGUCACUAGAGUCUCAGAAUAUGUCCCAGAAAUUAUUGAAUUUGUGGAGAAGAUCAUUUCAAAUGGUUAUGCUUAUGCCACUGAUGAUGGUUCAGUUUAUUUUGAUACUGUUAGAUUUGAUAAAUCAGAAAAUCAUGAUUAUGCUAAAUUACAACCAUGGAAUAGAGGUCAAGCUGAUUUGAUUGCUGAUGGUGAAGGUUCAUUAUCAACUGGUUCAGGUAAAAGAUCUACAAAUGAUUUCGCACUUUGGAAAUCAUCAAAACCAGGUGAACCUGAAUGGGAAUCACCAUGGGGUAAAGGUCGUCCAGGAUGGCACAUUGAAUGUUCAGUUAUGGCUACAGCUGUCUUGGGUAAAGAAAUGGAUAUUCAUUCAGGUGGUAUCGAUUUAGCCUUCCCACAUCAUGAUAAUGAAAUUGCUCAAUCUGAAGCUUGUUAUGAUCAUGAACAAUGGGUCAAUUAUUUCUUACAUACAGGUCAUUUACACAUUGAAGGACAAAAAAUGAGUAAAAGUUUGAAAAAUUUCAUCACAAUUCAAGAAGCUUUAGAACAAUAUACACCACGUCAAUUAAGAUUAGCAUUUGCUUCAUCACAAUGGAAUAAUCAAUUAGAUUUUAAAGUUGCUUUGAUUCAAGAAGUUAAAGGUUUUGAAAAUACUUUAAAUAAAUUCUUUAAAAAUGUUAGAGCUUUAAAUAAUGAUUAUAAGAGCCGUCUUGAUUCAAAUGCCAUUAUUUCCAUCAAAACUGGACCUUUAGAAACAAAAUUAUUUGAAAGUUUAGAAAAAACACAAGAUGAUGUUCAUAAUGCAUUCUGUGAUAAUUUAUCUACACCACAAGUCUUGAAAUCACUUGCUGAAUUAGUUUCAACUUCUAAUACUUAUAUUGUUAAUGUUGGUACUGAAUUAAGAAUUGAUGCCUUAUUACAAGUUGCUUAUUUUAUCACUAGAAUUAUAAAUGUUUUAGGGUUCCCAUCAAGAUCAGAUAAUAUUGGUUGGAAAGAUGAAGAUUCAGCAGAUGGAACUUCAUCAGGUUCAACUGAAGAAUUAUUAUUACCAUAUAUCAAGGAAUUAUCUUCAUUUAGAGAUGCUGUUCGUUCAGGUUCCAUAAACAAGGUUCAAUAUUCUGAAUUAUUAAAAGCUUGUGAUGAAUUACGUGAUGUUGGUUUAUUGAACCUAGGUGUUUCAUUAGAUGAUCGUACAGAUGGUCAACCAGCUUUAGUUAAAUUUUUAUCAGAAUCUGAAAAGACUGAAUUAAUUAAACAACGUGAAGAAAAAGAACAACGUGAAAAGGAAAAAUUAGCUAAAAAGGCAGCUCAACAAAAAUUAAAAGAACAACAAGAAAAAGAAAGAAUGGAAAAAGCUAAAACAGCACCAAAUGAUUUAUUUAAAACUUCUGAAUAUUCAGAAUGGGAUGAACCUGGUAUUCCAACAAAAGAUAAAGAAGGUAAUGAAGUUACCAAGAGUGCUAAAAAGAAAUUGCAAAAACAAUAUGAUGCACAAAAGAAACUACAUAACGAAUACUUGGAAAAAAUAAAGAACUAG
Hansenula ciferrii is the source of this 2289-nucleotide messenger RNA. It is a transcript of the gene CRS1, whose product is annotated as cysteine--tRNA ligase. Bases 1 to 2289 code for a protein of 762 amino acids. Gene Ontology annotation, molecular function: cysteine-tRNA ligase activity; ATP binding. The record is from RefSeq and is a predicted model, not a curated record. The transcript has a single exon. NCBI's taxonomy places the organism in Eukaryota, Fungi, Ascomycota, Saccharomycetes, Phaffomycetales, Wickerhamomycetaceae. Gene Ontology annotation, cellular component: cytoplasm. Gene Ontology annotation, biological process: cysteinyl-tRNA aminoacylation.